Physcomitrium patens is the source of this 1991-nucleotide messenger RNA. Lineage: Eukaryota; Viridiplantae; Streptophyta; Bryopsida; Funariales; Funariaceae. The record is from RefSeq and is a predicted model, not a curated record.
UGGAGACUAGUUUGGUGUGUAUGUUUCGUUCUGCAAGGGCGUUAGUGCACAAUCCGCGGAUUGCUUGGGGGAUGUUUUGGGUGGGUUGCAUUGGGGAGAGCAAGCAGUUUAUUGUGUGAUUAUUCCUUUGUGGAGUGCAUGUUCCGUGGGCAUUCUUGGUGUUGCGAUGAUGGGGAUAAGAGCGUGCGAGGCUCCGUUCGGAGCUUGGAAGUCUCCGUUGACAGCAGAAUUUGUUUCAGGGUCGUUGGAUUGCUUUGAAGGGGCUGCCGUUGAUUCUGACGGCCAGUGGAUUUGGCUCGAAAAUCGAUCCUCUAAAUCUGGUUGUGCGGUGUUGGUGAGAGAAGGAGCCCAACCUGGAUCCAACCCGGAGGAUAUAACUCCAUCUGGUUUUUGGCGUCCGCUCUCAACUGCAUGAGUGUGGCGGAGGAAACUUCGCAGUGAAAGAAGAUAAUGUAGUUUUCUCCAAUUACGCAGACCAGAGUUUGAAUAAACAGUCGAUUAAAGACGGUACACUUCUCACUAAUUUGGACUUCCAAUCGGUGGUGAUCUCCCGCGAUUUGUGCUCCUGCAAUCAUCUGAUAUCUCUGCUUGUCACACAUAGCAUUAUCUCAAAAAGCUUUCAGAAAUUCUCGAUCUAAUUAAUGGUCAGGAUAUUGUACUUUCCACAAGUUAUUCCAAUCCCACAUAAUUUUUGAUUUUUCCCAAGUGAAACAGAACGCACUCCCAUGCCAGUACCUACAGCGUACGAGAAUGACGCAGUAAGAUAUGCGGAUGAAACGUUUGACGAAAGAUUCAAUCGUGUUGUCGUUGUUCGGGAAGAUGAGCACUGUGCCAUGGUUGCAGGGUGGCUGACGAUGAUAUGUUGAUGCUGAGCAAUUGUCGCCUGGAGGGGGUGGAAUCCGUUGACGAAAUUGUAGCCAGGUCUCUUGAUGGCGAAACUAAACUUGGCAUUUGUUCUUGAAGCCUUAAUAUUGACAUUCUUCUGGUGACAUGGACUCAUCUGCUUUUGUAUGCGAAUUCUGGGUGCCCCCUUUGUUAUGAACUAUAGCGGACCGAAGAGCUGGUCUUUUGCAUUGUUACUGGUUUGGUGCACGUCUGACACUCGGUGACUGGUUUCAGAACCAGAGGUUUUAGUGAAAGCCAGGGACUUUUAUAUGUUCCCAAGACUGAGUCCAGAUGGUCAGAUGCUUGCUUGGAUGGAAUCGUCUCACCCUAAUAUGCCUUGGGACCGUAUAUCUAUAUGGGUUGGCAAAAUUUCAGAUGACGGGAGAUUCUGGAGUUUUGCUGGUUGUUUCUUGUGUUUUGAUGAGUUGCAGUUGGGUGUUGACACUAAUUGUUAUAUCACACCAAGUGAUUUGCUAAAUACUCCCAUGAAUGUACAGCAAGAUAGAUAUGGAGAUAAGUACAAUUCCAUAUCUUGUUUCCGGUUUACUGGUGAUUCACUGGUAGUGCAUCACACGUGCGUGAAAAUGGAAAAAAUCGGUAUUUGUCUUCAUGCUUACACAUACAGGAGCAUAAGAAACUCAUCUUGUGUAGCGGGAGAUGAUGACAUCGUGGAGUCUGCGACUGAGCCAAAAUGGUCACCCAAAGGGUGUUGGGGGAAAGGUGCAUCAUUGCGUCCGAUGGACGCUGAGUUUGCAACACCAUUCUGGGCUUUUGGUUUCUCUUCAUAUGCUUUCAUUGGCAACUCUGGAGAUCAGAUUGUAUGCACUUAUAGGUUUUUAUCCCUGGUCCAGUCUUGUCACUGGAUUCUGCUUCUGUUGGCAGCAAUUCGUCAGAAAGGGUUCCAGUGAAUUUUUUGGUUCAAGUCCCCAUUGUGGUUCUGUCAUGUGUAACUAAAGAAUCGUAACGUGGCGUCACACGUUUUGACUACAUGGUCCAGAAACAUAUGAUGAAAAGUCUAUACAACCUCAUUUCUGGAGGACACCACAUUCAAGGAGAAACUGUGCACGGAUGGCUAUGUCAGAAACAUUUUAUGAGUUUUUUCUCAU